AUGAUCGCGCGGGAAGAGCGGGCGUUCUGCCCCCUAGGCGCCCAGCAGGACGUGCGCGAUGCCCUCGAGGGAGUUCUGUCCGUCGUGCAAAAGGAGAUCGAUGCUCUCCUGCUGCAGCAGAGGCGCCCGUUGACGUUCAGCUCCAGACUGCGCUGCAGGAUUGAAACCCUUGUGGGGUUUCCCCAGGGCUGGAACCCGGUGCUGGACGUCCCCAUAAUAAGAAACACAGGUCGAGGGGCCCAGAUGCUGACCCCUGACGACAUGGGCGAUGUUCAAAUGCGGCUGACCAGGGAGCAGGGCCCUUGCAACGGCCUGCUGGCGGAGAGCCUGAGUUGUGAGUGCGGGUACCGAUACUCAAUCAAGUACACAGACUUCGCAUCUGUUACGCUGCCCCUCCCAGCAGUUGUUGAAGGUGGUGUGGAGAGGGUGCAGGCAGGUGCGUGCCUGGAAGACUGCCUGAUGGCUUUCUGCAAGGACCAAGAAGUUGGACACCUGGUUUGCCCCAGGUGCUCGCUGCAAGCAACAGUCGACGGGGCACCCACCAGGCAACAUUCCUUUGCCAUGGAUGGAGAUCAGCUCUCUGACUGUGAUGAGCAAAGCCCUGCUCCAGCUCGGGUGGGGUGGUUUGGGAGGAUGCUGGACUGGCUGGGUUGGGAGUUGGGGACGGCUGCUGUGGCGAAAACCGUGCCUUCCUCACCCAGCUGCACGUCACUUUGCAGCACCAGCUCAGGGCAGAGCAAAGGACCGGCAAACCAUCUGUCAGACGAGCCAGAGGUGCUGAGCUUCACCAGUCUGCCAUCAUCCACCAGUUCCAACCCAUCGCUGUCAACCUGGUCUGUCGUGGAGACUGGAGCAUGGGCUCAAGAUUGGCGCAAGCUGGUCACAGAUGGCCGCCACCUGGUGGCAUCAAAGAGCCAGCUGUCAUUGGCGAGCUACAGCAGGUCUUCGACGCCAGUGACCAGUUUUCGUGAGAGCCCAACACCCAGCUGCACGUCGUCCUGGGAAGGCUGGCUGGGUACCUACAGGCCAAGCGGUAUGGAAUCGGCCGGCAGCCUGCCCGCUGGUCGCCUGGAUGAGGCAGGCAAGCUGAACGCCAGAAUCGACCUCGAGAAAGAAGGCAUCCAAAAGGCACUGUCGCUGAGUGGAGAUGUGGUCAGCAGGAUCAGGGAGACCCUCAGGGGCGACUCAGGGCUGGAUCACAAUGUAUCACAACUUAAGGAGGAAUUGGAGCAAGGCGGCAUCCCAUGGCGGGAAAAAAGGAGUGUUGCUACUGCCACAACGAAAAUCGGCAGACUGCCACAGGUUCUGCUGAUGAAUCUUCAAAGGCGGACCUCCCUCAAAGACAGUGCCGCAAUGGUGGGAGGCGGGCUUGCUGUCCCGUUGAUUUUGGACAUGUCCAAUUUCGUCCACAUGUCCCAAGCGAAGGGCUCUAUCUACCACCUCGUGGCGAUGGUGAUUCAUGUGGGGGAGCAGGGGACGGGCCAUUAUCUAGCCGCUCGCAGGGUCUUCAUUUCACAGACCGAGAGCACAUGGUUCCUGGCGUCCGAUGAGGACGUGCAGCAGGUGGCAGAAGAAGACGUUCUGUGCCUGGAGCCCUCCAUGGUUCUGUAUGAAAGGGAGAUCAUAGUUUAG
This is a messenger RNA of Ostreobium quekettii, 1632 nucleotides long. Lineage: Eukaryota; Viridiplantae; Chlorophyta; Ulvophyceae; Bryopsidales; Ostreobiaceae. The record is from the annotation of a GenBank genome assembly.